Molecule: messenger RNA, 6026 nt
Organism: Macrobrachium nipponense
Lineage: Eukaryota; Metazoa; Arthropoda; Malacostraca; Decapoda; Palaemonidae
Exons: 10
Coding region: 425-2614 (729 amino acids)
Biological process (GO): proteolysis
Molecular function (GO): serine-type endopeptidase activity
Source: RefSeq, a predicted model, not a curated record
CAGACUACAAUCACUCGUUGGCGUUCGUCAGUCCUACGUAAACGCCCAUUACUAUAGCCAGCUCUCUCUUGGACUCUGGAAGAGAAUCUCUUGUAACUAAAAAAUAAUUUUUACGCCUUCCAUGUAUUGUGGGCACUCGAUUUAAGCUUACACCACUCGCACAUACGUCCGGCAAAGCGUAUAUGUCCUGAUACUAGAAAUGGACAUGCAGCACAAAUAAAUGUACGCAAGAUUCUACUGUUAAAGUGCUCUGUUCAUAUUGUUGUUAUUUAUUACCUCAUAUUCGCUUUCCAACUGUGACACUGAAUUUGUGACAAAAACUCUGAAAUACAAAGUGUAAGCUGUUGCCGAGUUCGCAAAAGGAUUUUAGCCUAUAGCAAGUGGGCAGUUUUAACUCCUUUAUACACCAGACUGCUUGAAGAAAAUGCGGAGAUGGACAGUAGGAGUGUCCCUGGUGGUUUUCUGCACAGUUGUGGGAUUUUGCCUUGGACUUCCAGAAGCCAACCCGUCACCGAAUCCUCAGCCCGAUCCAGAUCCAGGGAGAGAUAAGCGGCAGUUGUCAGUCGUCAACAGCAUGUUGCGCACUGUUGGAAAGUCAUUCCAACAAGGCAUAUCUGCCCUGGGCACCACAUUGGAUAGACAUGUAGUACCAAGAGUACGUUAUGCGGCAGAGCGCAUAUCCGAAGAUGUGGCACCCACGGUAGGUAACGCCCUACUGAGGGCUGGCAACCAUGUGGUAGUUCGCACGGCCGAAGGGCUGCAGGCGACAUCCAAGUUCGUGGUUAACAAAGUCAUGCCCGCCAUUGAGGACACGAUUGUCGACGUAAGUAACGCCGCUGUCCCCUACAUUAACAAGGGCAUUGAUGUCAUUGAGUCGGGCAUUCAAAAGAGUGCCAGAAUAGUGUCGAAGUCGACAGCCAAGGGCAUCGACCGACUUGGCAUGCGGGUAUUGGGCGAGCAGAGACACAGCCGCAUUAAAACAAUCGCUAACAACAUCCAAGGGGGUAUUAGCAAUGGCAUUAACAACUUAGCCGGUGCAAUUAGUAGCUUGAACUCCCCCUCCACUCCUAACCCAGACUAUUAUACAAACCAAGACUACCAUGACUAUGUCGUUUCCCAAUACGCCGACGGACAAACUGGAUCAAACCUGUACUCCCAAGACUACCCACAGUACAGCCAUUACUCCCCGGACUACCCCCACGAUGCUGAGUACCCUUCUCGCCCAGUUCAGCUAUUCCAACCCAACCGAGACAACAACCAAGGACUCGGCGGAACGGGAGGGAACGGAAACGGCAUCGUGCAAGUGGUGGACAACGCAGCAUACGCCCUCUCCAGACAGUUCCUGGGACAAAACUUGACCAACGCUCUCGCUCCCAUCGCAAAGAGGGUUUCUAACGCCGUUGGGCAAACUAUUAUACCAGCAGUUUCAUUCGGUGACGGGCGAAUAGUGAUAGAUCUCCCUGGGAAUACGGAAGAAACGAGCAACCCGCAGGCGGAGAAGUCGGACAAUGUCAGGAGUUGCACCACACCAGGCGGAGGGCAGGGCUACUGCAAGGACCUCAGUGACUGCCCUGACCUCAUCCUUGACCUCACCAACCUGAGGAAAUCGGUGUGCUUCAAGAGCCUUUUCGUUCCGGGCGUGUGUUGCCCUGCUGGGGCAGACGAGGGUGGAAACAGCAUCAACAACAACGACGUCCCUCCGCCCUCGACAAACCGCCCUCGACCGCCCAUCGCUCGACCACCUCCCCCUCCUCCUUCACCAGUGGCAGGGACAACUCUUCCACCUCGACCCAUCCAGCCCAUCGCCGAAGACGAUAAGAAUGAUGCUUUCCAAUGUGGAAAACCUGUGAUCCCCACAUUCCGUGUGGUAGGUGGCCAAGAAUCACGUCGAGGACAGUGGCCUUGGAUGGCAGCCAUAUGGCUGCAUGGACCAAAGAAAACAGAAUUUUGGUGUGGGGGCUCUUUAAUAUCUAGUGAAUACAUCCUUACAGCUGCUCAUUGCACCAAAGAUUCCCGAGGAAAGACGUUCAAUCCACAGCAGUUCAGCGUGAGACUUGGUGAUCACAACAUCUUCAGCGAGAGUGAUGAUUUCAUCUCGAAUCCUCAGACCUACAGGGUAAUCAGCAUUCGACCACAUCCAGAUUUCAAGUCUCAUGGGUUCUACAAUGAUGUGGCUCUACUCAAACUGGAUCGAAAGGUUGACUUCAGUGAAUACAUUCUGCCAGUGUGUCUUCCCACAGACAGUAUGGCAAGGCAGCCGCUGGAUCAUAUGGUUGGGCAGACACCCUCGGUCAUUGGCUGGGGAUCCACCUACUAUGGUGGCCGUGAAAGUGCAACUCUUAGGGAAGCACAGCUACCUGUGUGGUCAAACAGCGACUGCGAUGAUUCCUAUUUCCAGCCCAUUACAGAAGUGUUCUUGUGUGCUGGUUUUGUGGAAGGAGGCCGUGAUGCUUGUCAGGGAGACAGUGGUGGACCCUUGCAGCUCUAUGCGGAAGGGAAGUGGACUCAAAUAGGUUUGGUAUCAUUUGGCAACAGAUGUGCAGAACCUGGUUAUCCAGGGGUUUACACAAGAUUAACACAUUUUAUGCCUUGGAUAAGAAAUAAUAUGAGCUGAAAACUGUAAAAACCUGUUUUGGCAGUAGAAAUACAUUUUUAAAACAGACCAGUAAUGAAGUUUCUCACAGCAAUUAUACUUGCUAAGUCAAGAGGAGAACAGUUCUUUAAACUUUUUUUAUAAUGUACUUUUAAUUCAUAACUCUGUGAUACUUCAGAUCUCUUCUCUGAUGUAAUGUAAAUAUUCUAUUCUCUUGAUUUUAAAGUAAUUUAAAUAUGUACACAAUAAUUUCGAAUUGCAUUUUCAUGAAUUUUAUUUUUUUGCCAAUUCUGAAUGAUUUGUAUAACAAGUCAGUUGCCAGAAAUUACAAAAAUCUGCACAGGAAAUUUUUGACGACUAAACAUUAGGUUUUUUUUUUAUUUUCACAAACUGCUACUGUUAGGGUGGAACAUCUUCGUUAGGAACAAGGUUUAAAUGGUAUUACACCUGCAGCAUAUUUAUCCAAUGCAUCACAUUUUACACUAGUCAUCCAUGAAGUAUACUGUUACUAUACAUGUCUUAUGUACUGUAAACCAGGAUCCAGAUGAACUGGUAGCAAAGACUUGAAAAGUCAGUGACAUAACAUAGUUCAAUUUUAAUAAUUUAUUACAUACUUCUGUAGGAAACACAGAUGCCCUUUCCGCUGUUCAUUAUGGUCACAAUUAAGUUUUAAUGACUAGGAUUUAACCAUUUUAACUUUACUCUUGGUGUUCUUGGUUUGUUUGUCAUUUCAUCACAUCAAAAAUACUUUUGCCCAUUCAUCCAUAUGUCACAAACUGUAUUUACCUUAAAUGCUUGUUAUAUUCGAAGUUCUUGUUAAUUUAGUCUUUGUGUGUUGUUAAUAUACUACAAAGGUAGUUGCCCAUAUUGUAAGUCUUAGGACUACUUACCCUCCUUGGCCAUCCUAAAACUGCUGGCCGUUAUAUUAGAAUCAUUAGUCAACCACAACAAACAGAAGAUAAGCUGUCCUGUCUAAAUCCAUUCCCCCUUCAAUGUUUCCAAAUUAACGCCACUCCUAUUAACUCUUGGUGAACUUGAAUUCGUGGCAAUAUAAUCCCUACACAACUGAUCCUUGGGUAGUUUAAUAAAGUGGAAAUCAAUGUCUUCCCUAAUGCAGGGAGAGGUACAGUGCAGUACUAAUAUUGUAAUAUUACCAAGCAAUAUUUAGAUCUUGACUCCUCCAUAUAUUCCAAAAAUUAUUUAGCCUUAACUUUUCAAGUUCUGGCUUUCCCCUUGUGUCAUUGUAUGUCUGAUAAAUUUCUCUCGUGCAUUGCUAGCCUUAAAUUCCUAUCUGGUCUAGUUCUGCAAUAUUUUUCCUAAAAUAUUUUAUGCAUACCCCUCUGUAACUAUUAUUACCUUCUCUGAGUCCUUCUCUUACCUUUUUCAUAUGGGCCAGAGACAAUGGAUGUAGAUUAUUAUCCUGAACAGACUUAUAGUACAUAGCCUGCACUGUCAUAAUCUGGCUUUUUUGCUUUUGAAGAACAUGCAAUUAAAUACUGUGGACACAUCUUUCAUUUUUAAUACUGAUGGGCCUAAAUGUAUGAAUGGAAAACAGCAGGAGUAAUAGCCAAUGAAUGCAAAUCUUUGCCAUGUAGGCCCUUGCUUAGUGAAUUCAAUACAAUCUGCAAGCAAAUGACUAAGCCAAAGUUGCCCAAGGAUUACUGUUUUGGAGCAUUCUAGUAGUACUCUGGUCUGGAUGUCUUGGACACCAUAUGAUUUAGACACUUACUAUGAGAUUCAGGGUCUCUGUAACACGGUUUUUUGGACUUUGCUCCUUGUCAAAGCAUCGGAUGUAGCUGAAAGUUGACAUAUGUAUAUUUUACAACCACACACAAAUUUUGUCGGCUUUAUUAAUAACCUAAACCCGAUAGUUUUAAUUUUUAUAGAGUAAAAAUGAUCUAGCCGACGCCAUGGCCAAUGAUUACGAGCCAAGAGUCGAAAAACAUUCAUUACGUAAGCAAGGUAAACAAACAUCUUUUGACUAAAUGUUGCCCCGCCCAUCCACCAGACAGAAAUUCCAUCGGCUCUGAAACCCAAAGACUUUAUGAAUGGCGGAACGAUACAUAGAUGUGGGUGGGGUAUCAGUGCUAGCGUAGUAAUACUACUGUAGCAGUAGUGCCGCAACAGUAUAGCAGUAAUAUACAUGAAUUAAACGUUAAGGCCAACUGCUGGGAUCCUUGAGGAUCAUUUAGCACUUCUUACAACUACUCGAGAAGUGAGUUUUUAUAGCCAGAAGUUAAAUUUUCUAAUCCAACAAUGCCCAUGGUAGCCUUCAGUGUUAUCCUGAAUUAUAACGAGGCGAAAGUGGGUGGAGCCUCAUGAAAUCACCAUUCUGACGAUAAUUAUUGGUGAAGGUUUAAAGCCAAUAUACGGUACCGGCUAUUUUUUUCAGUAAAUAGGUAGAUAGCCAAUAAAUAAAAAUUGCUUGACAUUGGAUAUAGCAGUUAUCAAAUCAAGCUUGUCUACUAUGUUUUUGAUAAUUACCAACUAUUCCCUACAUCUUGUCAAUCUGAUUGUGACCUAUAAAGUAGACUGUAAUUUCUUUGGAAACUUAUUUUGGGAGUUAGACUAAUAAUCGAAGUGUUUUUGUAUUUAUUAACCUAUUUUGUUGGUUUGUUCAUUAUGACAAUUAUCAGUGGAGAGGUUCCAGAGUUCAUAAAGGUGUACUGCUUUGCUUGUAUUUAAAUUUGUAUGUCAUUGUUGCCAGAGGUUUAGCCUUCGUUACAUAUAGCCAAUCAUCCAUCGAGAAAGAGGGAAGAAAUGCUGUCUUAAGUUACGUAACGAGUGCGUUCGAAACCUUUUCUCUGAGUAAGUUGGCCCGUCUUCAAAAAAGGUCACUUUUACAUUAUAAGUACCAAAUUUAUUCAACCUACGCAGUGCAGAAUAUACUCAAAAUUUAUGUGUUGAUAUAAUAUGUAUUCUGAAUAAGCGUUAUAUUUAUGAAAUGCAUAGAUAAAAAGUUAUUGCGAAAAAACCGUGUUACAGAGGCCCUGAAUCUCAUAGUAGUUUGCCUUGUGUGGCAGUGUCUGUAGAAGGUACUUCGGUCUUGACAGCAUACCUUUUGCCCCUCAGUAUUUCUUUCCAUCGAUUCCUUUUGGUCUUCUACUUUGGUAUCCAACUUGUUAACUUUUACAUUUCUUAAAUUUUUACCUCUAAUUUAAUGACAAAUUCCUUAAGGUGAGCCAAACGAGUCUAGAAAUGAGACUUGGUCCCAGAAUAAUUUUGAAUAAUCACCACAGCCUCAGUUUGUGUUUUUCAACAUAUUUCCACAUUUGCAUGGUGGAAACAGGUCAGUAAGUGUAAAUAUUCAGUUUGUUGGGGUUACUUCAACAGUAUAUUAUUUAAAACUGUAAUAAGCAUGAACUGAAUACUGUAUCAACUUAUUAAAAAAAGUAUUUUACAGUACUUUCUGUAAAUAAAAGCAUUUUUUCAA